Mustela lutreola (European mink) is the source of this 632-nucleotide messenger RNA. Its product is annotated as histone H2B-like. Bases 1 to 615 code for a protein of 204 amino acids. The transcript has 3 exons. Gene Ontology annotation, molecular function: DNA binding; structural constituent of chromatin; protein heterodimerization activity. Gene Ontology annotation, biological process: nucleosome assembly. The record is from RefSeq and is a predicted model, not a curated record. Gene Ontology annotation, cellular component: nucleosome. NCBI's taxonomy places the organism in Eukaryota, Metazoa, Chordata, Mammalia, Carnivora, Mustelidae.
AUGGCUGAACCUGGCUGUGAGACCUCUUCCGAGGAGAGCCUGGGCACCGAGGAGCCAAUGGCAGCGGACCCGAAGAGUCCAAAGCAGGAGCAGCCAAGGCGCCGCAGGCGCCGCCGUGGCCGCUGCCCCGACAGCUUUGCCACCUACUUCCCCAGGGUUCUGAAGCAAGUUCACGAGGGCCUGAGCCUCUCGCAGCAGGCCGUGAGCGUCAUGGAUUCGUUCGUCAAGGACAUGUUCGAGCGCAUCGUCGACGAGGCGUCUCGCCUGGCCCGCUCCACCCAGCGCUCCACCAUCACCUCCGGGGAGAUCCAGACAGCCGUGCGCCUGCUGCUGCCCGGGGAGAUUGGCAAGCACGCCGUGUCCGAGGCCACCAAGGCUCAGACAAAAUGCACAACGAAGUGGAAUAAGGCCGUGAGCGUCUUGGAUUCGUUCGUCAAGGACAUCUUCGAGCGCAUCGCCGACGAGGCCUCUCGCCUGGCCCGCUCCACCCAGCGCUCCACCAUCACCUCCAGGGAGAUCCAGACAGCCGUGCACCUGCUGCUGCCCGGGGAGAUUGGCAAGCACGCCGCGUCCGAGGCCACCAAAGCCAUCCUCAGGUACACCUUCUGCCAGUGAGCUGCCUCCGGACCGCC